Messenger RNA from Sporisorium graminicola, 954 nucleotides. RefSeq lists its product as uncharacterized. NCBI's taxonomy places the organism in Eukaryota, Fungi, Basidiomycota, Ustilaginomycetes, Ustilaginales, Ustilaginaceae. The transcript has a single exon. The record is from RefSeq and is a predicted model, not a curated record. The coding region runs from base 1 to 954 and encodes 317 amino acids.
AUGAGGGUACGCAUCACACGUUCUAGCACGGUCGAGAUGCAAACCUGUCCCUCGUAUUUCUCCACAAGCCCGGAUGGCUUGAACCCAAUCCGGCGCAAUCAGCUCGUCAUCACGGGAGAGCCGGCGGAUACCCCACAUCAACCGCAACGGUCCCGGUCGACGGCAGCAGGAAACCAAUAUCUAGAAGCCGAGCUGGCCCGUAGCAGGCCGUCAAACCUCGUCUGCAUCCUGAGCUCGGCCGACGUGGCAGACUUGUCCGAAUGGCUGUUCGCAAUUGAGACUGCUAUCACUCGAUGCAGGUACUCUGCCGCUGAGCGAGACGACCCGAGACGGUCGAGCGAGUCGAUGUACUCGACGAUGCGCCUCUUUGGGGAGAUGCAGGCCCAGAGAGUUGACCCAGGCCGCAGCGCGAGGAAAGAAGACCCACACUCGACGCCCAUGGCUGCUUGCCGCUCGCUCCCGCUAUCUCUUCCUUCACACUCUCUGCCACCAGCCGCAUCAACACGGCAGAGGAGCUCGAGCAUGGCCGGGAGCGAGUCCGACUUUUCACCCUCCGCCUUUAUUGACUACUACGCGGCGACCGACCCAGGCAGCUCUGCGGCAUCAGCCUCGGAUGGGCUGUACAGCUUCGAAGACGCAUAUGCAAGCAUCAUGCGACGGUAUGAGGACAACGACCUUCCCAGUCCACUACAGAACCUUCCGAGUGCGCCGUUGGAUGGGUACGUGCGGUAUGCCCGCUCAGAAUGCGUGGAUGUGCCCGUGUCGCCACGCAGCUUCGAGUUCGAGCAGGACGCCUGGGGAUUGGAGGACGAGCAGCCGAGCAGCCCGUUGGAUCCGUGGAUCUCACAUGCUGCUGCGCGAUCGGCCACGAGCUUGUCUGCUGGCGCAUUUGGUGAUGACACGGUGAUGCAGAUCUUUGCUGAGGGGUUUCGACGUCGGUCGUCAUCUGUUUGA